CCAUGUUCCAACACAGAUCUUCUCUUCUCCUUCUAUCUUCCAAUCUUGUCUGCAAUUUUCUUGUGUUUGAAAAGAUCAGAGGGCAUGGAGGAGGUGAGCCUUGAGCUUCUCAAGAAGAAAAUGGAGGAUUUUGCUAAAGAAAGAGACUGGGAAAAGUACCACAUCCCUAGAAAUCUUCUUCUUGCUAUGGUAGGGGAAGUUGGAGAACUGUCUGAAAUAUUCCAAUGGAAAGGAGAGGUGGCAAAGGGUCUCCCAGAUUGGGAUGAAGCAGAAAAGGUUCACCUUGGAGAAGAGCUCUCAGAUGUUUUGCUUUACCUCAUCAGACUCUCUGAUAUGUGUGGGAUUGAUCUUGGCAAAGCUGCUCUCAGAAAGGUUCAACUCAAUGCUCUCAAAUACCCAGCACCCACCCAUCAUUCCACCACAAAAGCAGACCACACUGCAGCCUAGCCUAGCCUAGCCUAGCUAGCUACAACCUUAAUUAGCUCACUAGGAGUGUCGGAACAACGUUAAUUGUGUCUGUUAGCUGAAUUGGGGUGGAGUGGGGGUAGUGAUUGGCUCUUGUGCCUACAUGCAUGCAUGAUUUUGGAAGGUUGUUUGGUGUUGUUUUGUUAUUGUGAUUGAAGGUUUCUUGAAAUUAUUGAAGUGUUUCUAGAAUUACGAA
This is a messenger RNA of Ipomoea triloba (trilobed morning glory), 661 nucleotides long. RefSeq names its product dCTP pyrophosphatase 1-like. Gene Ontology annotation, biological process: nucleoside triphosphate catabolic process. The transcript has 2 exons. Lineage: Eukaryota; Viridiplantae; Streptophyta; Magnoliopsida; Solanales; Convolvulaceae. The coding region runs from base 85 to 447 and encodes 120 amino acids. Gene Ontology annotation, molecular function: nucleoside triphosphate diphosphatase activity. The record is from RefSeq and is a predicted model, not a curated record.